Solenopsis invicta (red fire ant) is the source of this 5569-nucleotide messenger RNA. Its product is annotated as probable kinetochore protein nuf2. The transcript is spliced from 9 exons. The record is from RefSeq and is a predicted model, not a curated record. Lineage: Eukaryota; Metazoa; Arthropoda; Insecta; Hymenoptera; Formicidae. The coding region runs from base 971 to 2668 and encodes 565 amino acids.
GGUGCACUUUGCGGGCAGCUACGCAUGAAGUUGUCCGAAGUGGUCCGAAUAGACACGGGCCACGAGGAGCGCAUUAUUACUUCGUAAAGGGCGAAACUCAAACCGUAUCUGUGGCCGUAUCAUGCUAAAUAUGUGCACACCCUGCAGGAUGCAUCGCGCGCAGCGCGGGCGACGGCGAGAUCAAAUUUCUUCAAUUUCGCUACGCGUUUCGAUUGGUAACGGAAUCAUGCGUGUCUAUUGGUUAUGUCUUCUGAGAACGAUCACGGCCGCUACGAUGUAAAGUAAAAAAAGCCCGCACAAUGAAAAGCACAGGACCAUGAAAUAACAACAAACAAUAGAUUUCAACCGAUCAAAAGUCAUGAAAAAUAUCUGCGAAUCAAACAAAAGUUGCAAAAUCUAUUAUUGUUCCCUGUUCUUAUCGUCUGUGCUUUUCAUUGUGCAACAGGCUUAACUUUAAUUUGGAGCGCCUCUAGGUCCAGAAAAUGAGGACUACGUAGUCAACGUCGGUAAUAAUGUCCACGAUUAUUGUGAUGUUUUCGCUCCAAAUAAUUCGGAGCAUCGCGACCAUGACUGUACUGUUUUUCAACUUCUCGUUGCUACUGAUGAAUUCCUUUGAACGUUCGAAAAAUAGAAACAAGUGAGCUUAAUAGUCUGAAGUCACGAUUGAAAGAAACGAUUCAAAUAAACACGUGCGCGGAGGAGGAGGAGGAGGAGUAAUUGACAACUGUUGACAACUCCUGUGUCGCGCGAAAUCCGAAGUGUUUGUUGUUUUCAACUUGCAUUCCGAGAAUUCUAGUUAAUAACGUAUUUUUCGCAACAUAUCGUUGGACAUCGGAUGCCUAACCAUCGCUGUAGCUGUAAUACUUUCUGUAGACAUCAUAAUUGUGUGAAUAUACACGUAAUAUAUUCCUAAAAGAGAUGUGCAAUAAAGUCUAGCAUCGAUGUGAGAAGAAUACCAAAGAAUACCAGAAUGAGUAAAAUGUGUGAGCCUGCAACUGCUAAGACUAAAAGUUCAGAAAAUUAUCAACAAACCCCAAAAGCCCAUGUUGAACACAAGCAUGUCAUGAAGACCCCUUCCAAGGAAGUUGUACUAGCAAAGACUAGAUUUAGCAAAGAUCACGUUGUAGAAGUUACAGUGACAGGAUCUAAACGUACUCUGCCUGUUACGAGUUUUAGUCCUAACCAAAAAGAAAAGAAAACGUCUACACUUAAGGACAAUCAAACUCCAAAAAGCUGGACUAAUGUUCUUGGACAACAAAAUUUGCUAUAUAUUACACAGCAAACUUCUAAACAUAAUGAAGGAGUCAAAAGAAAUGUAAAUUCUAAAAAGCAACAGGAAAGUGCAGUCAGGCAUUCUAUGAGAUCAGAACAGAAACGCUUAACAUCACCAUGCUCAUGUUCAUCAAUCUUGGUUCAAGAUUUUGCUGUACAAUGUGAUGAAAUAAAUAAUUCCAACAAGUUUGCUGAAUUCAAUUCAGUAUAUAUGUUAUAUUUAAUAAAACAAUUAAAAGAUUCAGUUAACAAGAAGGAUAAAAGAGCUUGUGAAAUUUUUACUGAAAUGGAACAAAUAUUGCAGGUAUCGGGUCAAGAAACUGAAAUAGAAUCCAAUGCAAUUCCAUUAAAGGAAUCUAAUAAGAAGAAGGUCAUACCAUAUGAAUUGUUCAUAUCAGAACGAGAAAAAUUGCAAAGUGAAAUUCUAAAGCGAGAUGAACAACUGAAGGAAGUUGAUAAAAAAUAUUUAGAAUUAGAGAGACUUACUCAACAAUUGGAUGAAGAAAAACGGGAAAAGAACAACACAAUAUCAGUGCUAAGGCAAGAAAUUGAAAACAACGAAAGAAUAAUUAUAGAUUUGAAGGAAAACCUACAUAAGCAAACAGACCUUGCGCAUAAAAAUUACAUUGAUAAUAAAUAUCUAAUAAUGGAAAAAGAUAAACUCUCAAUGUUAUUUUCAUAUAAAGAUGCACAAAUUAUUAAUUAUCAAAAUACAAUAAAAGAAUUGCAAAAUCAGAUUACAAGACAAUUAAAAACCAUAAAUGAAAUAUGUAAAGAAGGAAGCACAAGUCCUCAAAUAUCGUUAAUCCACACAGGGUACGCAUGUUCAUCUCCUAAUUCGAGUUUUUCUGAUGGUUCCAAAUCCUGGCACGAUUCACUAGACAUUUCUUCAGUAGAUUCCGUUCAUGAAGAACAUCUUAUUUUAAAAGAUGCACCUGUUAAAGAUUUUGAACUUGUUAGUUUACUUGAUGGAGAAUCAUCACAGUCUGUAUUGCCUGAUCAAAAUGAAGUUAUGAAUGAUAAAGGAGCGAUGCAAAAUAAUACUGUUUCUUGCCAAAGUGUGAACACGAAGAAUGCGAUCAUAAAGAAAUCUUUGCAUCAUUCAAAGAAGGAUCACAAUAAAGAAAAUGAUAAGAGAAACAUUUCAAGACUCAAGGGGAAACAAAAUGAUAACACCAAAAAUUUGUUUCUUAAUGCAUCAAAAGUUGUUGAAAAUGUUACAUCUACCACAUCAAUGAUCUCUGACAUAAAAAAGCAAAGCGAUAUGCAAACUAGAAAACCUAUUACAGUACCUAGUCCAUUACGGGAGUAUCCACAUCCUGAUUGGAGCGACAGUAGUUUACCUAGUAUUAGUACGGUCUCCAACUUAGACAUGGUGCCCUCGAACGAUGUUUAGAAAACUGUACUUUUAAAGUUGAAUGAUGUGGUGUUCAUCGAAUUUUCAAACACUCCAUGUGUAAGAAUUAUUGAUCGAUAAUUCUCGCAAUCGACUGAAUUAAUUUUAAAUCUUCAGAACUGUGAUAAAUUGUCAUUAUGUAUAUUUUACUUGAAUAAUCAAGUCUAAACGCUAAAGCGAUUAUACAUUAAGUAAUCGUAAAAAUAAUUGCGAUAUUUUAAAGAUGUUAGCAUGUUGUAACACACGAUUUGCACAUACAUUCCUAUUAAAAUAAAAUUUUUAUAUAUUGCACAAAUAUUGCAAGUUUCCACAUUGUUUUUAUAUUGUUUAACGCUAAGACAUAAAUUCAAUAAGAUUGUAAAACUCAAAUUGUAAAAAUAGACAGUCAAAAAUAUUUAUUCUGUAAUAUUUAUUCUGUAAAUAUAUAAAACUUUUAUUUGCAAUUCGCUUGUAGUUCUCACGGUAUCAAGAUUUUGACAUAUAACCUGUACGAAUUAACUAUGCAUAUAAUAUGUUUCAACAUAUACAUUUGCUUUACGGAGAACAGGUCACGAAUAUAAAUUUUACGCACACAAGAGAACAAGAUGUAUAUAUAUAGAUAUAUAUAUAUUUUUUUUAUCACAUAUGUAUAUAUACAAGUAAAGUAUAAUACUUAUAAUAUUUUGUAAGUCUUAAUAGGAUUAAAAGGGAACAUUUUAAUACACGUAAAACAUUCAUCAGCUUUGCAUGAAGACGUCUUGAAAUACAUUUUAUAUUCGUGUUUUCCAGUAAGCGUGUAGUAUGUACCUUUUUUUUCUGUAAACGUUCGGUUUUUUUUUCUUGACGGCUUCUAAUGAUCGAGAAACUUCUAACGGCUAAUAACAUUACGAACACAGUCUUAACGAUUCGACGCGCGUAAAAUAAAUAACGAUAAACAUCGAAACGAAAAAGACUGUCUUCGUAUUUUCUUUUUUAUCUUUUUUCUUUAUUAUUAUUUUUGAUCAUUCAGAUGAAAGUGUGGUGAAAACGGAUGAUAAUGUUCAAAAAGUCUUUUUAUUUUAUAUUUGUGCUCUCUCACAAGGGAAUUUUCCUCACGAUUUAUUUUUUUUUCUUUCUAUAUUUUGUUACAUAAUAUACCUAAGGACGUACCGUGGGUCAGUUUUAUAAAAUAGUUAAUCACAUGUAUUUCGCAAACAGUCGUUCAAUUUUGAUUAUUAAUUUCAGGCUCGACUCAACGCGUCAUUAGCCCCAUUCACCUUUUCAUUCCCGCGUUUCGUAGCUUCGACAUCGAGAAUCCUCCCUUUUCUACCGUUCCAGAAGGCAAUGUCCCAAUUUGGCGACGUCCCGCUCCGCGCUUGAAGAAAAUUCCGUCGCGAUUUGGCGAAUCAAGGAUAUUGAAGUUCCCUUCUUUCGGAUACGUAUACUUUCACGUACAAGUAAGUACGGCUGCCUUUAUUAUUAAUGACGUUUUAAGAAGAAAAAGAAAUUAAACGUGGACUUUGAUUUGUUGUGUGUUCGCCCAUACAAUAUGUUAAACCUCUCCCGCGUAUGUAGGCCGUAUCAAAAGUCGUGCGCAUUUCUCCCUCCACAAGAUUUUCCAUCAAUAUUCUUAAUUGAUCGAAACCUUUUGCGUCCUCGACAUAAGAGCUAUAGAUAUGCCCCAGAUCGCAUUUCGAUCCCAGGAUUACACUAGCACACAAAAAUAUGAAUUCUUAAUUGACGUAUAUUUUUAUUCUUGAAUGCUAUUUGUUUUCAUUUAAGUAUGAAAUGUCCUCUUCAAUUACAAUUGUUUACUUGCAUCAGUAAGGGCCUCUUUCACCAAUCUUCUUUAAGCUAACCAAUCAGUUAGUCCAUUGGAACCGACCAAUUGCAUUUGUCAUUUCACGUAACAGGCAAUGCGAUUGGUCAAUUAGAAUAGACUAACCUGUUGGUUAGUUUAACAAAGAUUGUGAUGAAAGAAGCAAAGUAUAUUUUAUUCUUAAGAUCGUAUUCCUGUCUCUAAUAUCAUAUCGUUCUCACAACAAGCUCAAUCACAUUAUUUGAAAGCUAUUUAUUCUUGGAUUAAGAAUUAUAUAUUUGAAAGUGCGCUCGAUUUAUAUUGAAAGCUCACUUGUUUCGCGUUCGCGUGCAGUGCUGGGUAUGAGAGCUCGGUGGAUCCCAGUGUCAAUCAAAAUGACGGAAAUAAGUGAUGUAAGUUAAGAUAUAUAGUUUCGUAAGUGAAAUAUUAUAUUCAUAGGGCACGCCCUCAAAUGUGAUUCAAACUUUCAAAGGUAAGUGAAAUGUUCAGCUCGUCCUACCUAACUUACGUUUUAAUUAACAGACGGCCGACUUUGUCACAGCGACAGAGAAACGCCGAUUGUCUAUACACACAGGCGGAUCUACUACCCAUAGGUAACAUGAGUGAAAUGAGCAACGAAUCUGCUACAGCAGAUCCACCUGCCUGUACAGGCGCACCGGCGUAAGUUGACGAAAGGCGUUAUUGAAAAAAUGUAAUCCUAAUGCAAGCAUAUUUAGUGUUGAAUGGGCGCAACUCUAUUCUUCGAAUGAAGUAAAAUCUAUUUUCAAUUAAGAAUACCUUUUCACUUUGUCUUAAGAAUAAUUUAUUCUUUAUCGGAGAUUAUUUAUUCUUGGAUCAAAGCACAUUCUGCAUUUCUUUAAGAAUUCAAUUUUUUUGUAUGUAGUAAAACGAAAUUUCCUAAUCGAUCGAAAGAUAAGAUUUUAUAAUUUGUUCAUAUUACGUACUCUCCGAUUCGAAGAUGGCCCGAAACUCCUUAGUACGUUGUCAAUAAUUUUUCAUAUAAUUUCAAAAAACUUAAUAUUCGGGGAGCUUAUAGUCAUACAGGUUGCGAGACUUUUGACACAGCCUAUACAAAAAAGUAACGUUAAAAUUAGAUUUGUUCAUAUAAUAAAAAAAAAAAAAAA